GGUGGGUGGUUUAAGGUGAUGGAUACGUGGGGGCUGCGUCCUCCUCCAUCGUGGGAGUCGCUGCGUUAAGGGCUCUGUACCGGGAAGAACGUCCGUCCGUGCGUAAAGACAGAGAUGCUCGGUGGCCACGUCCCCUUGGAGACUGGAGAGACAACACGUGAUGAGCUUUACUUAUCAGGUUUAGAGGGAGAGAGACACCGCGACACGCCGAGAGAGAGAGAGAGAGACAGAGAGGGGAGGGGAGACGGAGCUAAAAGUCCGGACAGGAAUUAAAAGAAAAUAGCAAACUUUAUAUUUUCCCCUCGACCUUUUGUUGAGUUUUUGCAGCUUUCCUCCUUCUUUCCCCGGGAGAGGAGACAGAGCGAAGGGAAGGGAAGGGAAGGGAAGGGAGGAAGAGAACCAGAAGAGGAGGAGGAGGAGGUGGUAGGGGAGGGGAGAGGAGGGGAGGGAGGGGAGGAGGAGAAGCCGGAGUAAAGUUUGGCCAAGUUGCACAUCCCUUCGGAAACGCCAUUUUGAUUUCUCUCCUCUCCGGAGCAAGUUUGCAGCCUCUCUCUCCCUUCUUCUUUUUUUUAUUUUUAUUUUUUCCCUCUUCAUCCCCUUUAUCAUUCACCAUCACCGCCGUUCAUCAUCAUCAUCAUCAUCAUCAAGCCCCCACCACCACCACCUCCACCAUCAUCCUCGCCACGAUGUCUCGGCGCAAGCAGCCCAACCCCAACAAAGUCAAGCUGUGAGCAGUGGUUGCAGACACACACACAACAAACCCCCCGAGACUCGAACGAACGAGCGAGCGUUGCUUUACGAAAAGGACGGCAGUCAUGGAAAACUCCACAGAGGAGCCGCAAGAAGAGGGAGGAGCCAACACUGAGAUAAACGAGGAGGAGGAGCUAAAGGAGGAGAGAAGCCACAAUAACCUCAAAGGAGCGAUAAACGGAGUGAUGGAGGGAGGGAAGGAGGCGGCGAACGGAGGAGAGAAGCUACAGAACGGAGACCAAGGUGGAGGAGGAACCAUAGAAGGUGGAGGAGGAGGAGGAGGAGGAGGAGGAGGAGGAGGAGGAGACCUCUCCUCCAUCAACGCCAUGAUGUCAGCUGUGAUGUCAGCAGGGACCAUUAAUGGAGGAGAUGGAGAAGGAGGAAGUGGAGUUACCUCGGCCAACUCCUCCGCCGGCCCCUCCCCAAGUCCUUCACCCAACAAGUCGCUCCCGGCCGCCAUGCGAGCCCCCCCCAGCCGCAAUGCCCGGCGCCCCCAGGAAACCAAAGACGACAGUUCAGCUUAUAUCUGUCCACUGUGUGACAAAAACUGUCUAACACAACACCAGCUGACUAUGCACAUCAGACAGCACAACGCCGACACCGGCGCCACGGAUCACUCCUGCAGCAUCUGUGGGAAGUGUCUGAGCUCGGCGUCGUCUCUGGACCGACACAUGCUGGUCCACAGCGGGGAGAGACCCUACAAGUGCAGCGUCUGUGGACAAACCUUCACCACCAACGGCAACAUGCACAGACACAUGAAGAUCCAUGAGAAGGACCCGGCCAGCGGCCUCCUUCCCGUCAGCCCUCCGUCUCCGACCAAACGCCGGCGUCCGUCCGUGAAGAGGAGGCAGGGCCUGGAGGAGGAGAACGGAGAGGAGCCGCCCAGCAAGAAGAUGGUGGAGGAGGUGGCGGCCGAUGAGGAGGCGGCGGUGCAGCGAGGCUCGGAGGAGGAGCUGCUCCCGUGUCCAAUCUGCUUCAAGACCUGCAGCUCGAGGCUGGACCUGGACGCCCACAUGGACACGCACCCCGACACCACGCUGAGGUGUGAUCUCUGCUGCCUUUCUUUCCGAACCCACCGUGGUUUGCUGCGUCACAACGCUGGCGUCCAUAAGCUCCUCCCCCAGGACCCCAGCGGCCGGCCCUUCAUCCAGAACAACCCCUCCAUCCCCACCGGCUUCAACGACUUGGCCUUCAUCGACUUCUCCUGCAAGAAGUUUGCUCACAUCGCGCAGGUUUGGUGUGAGACCAACCUCCGUCGCUGCAUCAGCAAGUUCCACCGGUUCGUCUGUGACAGCUGCGACAAGGCGUUCCCCCUCCGCUCCGCCCUGGACCUCCACAAAACCACCUCCCACCCCGACAAACCCGACUCGGAGGAGGCGGAGGAGAAGGUGGAGGAGGACGAAGCUGCAGGAAGCGGCACUGAAAAGGAAGCUCUGUCCUCGGAGCAGGUCGACCUCAUGGAAGUACUCGGCCUUCAGCACAUCUCAAAGGUGAAGCCCACUCCCACAGACGAUGAGAUCCACCAGGCCCACCUGGACAGCAUCAGGGUGAUCCACGUGGAGCCCCCGUCCUCCAGCCUCCCCCAGGAGCCCGCCUCGGCCUACCUGUCAGGAGGUCUGGGGCUGAACCUGGGCCUGGGCGUGGGCCGGCUGGCGGCCCUCAGCAUCCCUCUGCUGGAGAGAGACGCCCUCAGCCUGUUCUCGGUGCAGCCCUUCCAGACCGGCUUCCUCCUGCAGCCCGACGGGGGCGGAGCGGCAGCCAGCGCCGCCUCGUCGGGGCUCAAACCCGGAGAGGCCGGCGGAGUCGGGAUCAUGGAGCUGGCCGACAUCCAGCAGAUCCUCAAAGUAACGACCGCAGCACCAAAUCAGAUGGGACUUCCUCCUCUGGCCAAAGCUCCUGGAUUCACUGGAGGCCAAGGUCAAGUCCAGAAGGCGAUGCCUCCGUUGAAGCCCAAACCUCCCAUCAGCCCUCGCCCCAGUCUCACGGCGACCACUCCCCCCCCCCUCCAGAGCUCCCAGCAGGCCUCUCUGGGCUGCAUCAGCCCCAGCCUCCCGCCCCCCAACCCCAACCUCUUCAAGACCCCCUCCUCGUCCUCCUCGUCCUCCUCCUCAGCUGGUAACGGCCAGAUGGACUCGGAGUACCUGGGCGACACCCACACGCCGUUGUCCGACUCGCCGCCAGCUGCUACCACCGCUGUUCACGACGAGUCCGGGCUCACGGGACGAAAGCCGGGAACCAAAGGGGGCACCCACGGGGGCUCGGCGAAGGGCUCGUACCCGUGCCGCUUCUGCGACCAGGUCUUCCCCUUCUCGGGCGUCCUGCAGGCUCACAUGCGCUUCCACCUCGGCAUCCUUCCCCACCAGUGCAACAUCUGUGACUACGUAGCCCCGGACAAAGCUACUCUGAUCCGCCACCUGCGGACGCACAGCGGCGAGCGGCCGUACGUGUGCCGGGUCUGCCACUACCCCUUCACCGUUAAGGCCAACUGUGAGCGCCACCUCAGGAAAAAGCACGGCAAGACCUCCAGGAAGGACAUCGAGAAGAACAUCAAGUACGUCACCUCCACCACCACGGCCAACAUAGCGGCGGCCAUCACCGCGGUGACCACCACCGGCCAGGACCUGGAGACGGGCGGCGGCGGCGGCGGCGGAGCCGAGACCACGUGCCGGUUCUGCGGCGAGGACCUGAAGACGUACCGGGCGCUGCAGAUCCACCUGCGCACGCACAACGGCUGCCAGAAGAAACCGUUCGAGUGCCGGCGCUGCGGAGCCGCCUUCCUGGCCAAACGCAACUGCAUCCACCACCUCCUGAAGCAGCACCCGGAGGUGCAGGAGAGGGAGAUCGAGGAGCACAUAGCCACGCUGCCGCCCGCCGCCACCGUCGCCACCACCCGCACCGUCAACGGCACCGGCACCGGCACCGGCCUGCCCCCCAGCCAAGCGCUCCCGGCCGUGAAGGUGGAGGAGCUGGUCUAUCCUGCAGGACUGGACCAGCCGCUGGACUUCUCGGCUAAGGGUCGAGGCGCUGGGAGCCAGGCCGGGUCCCCGGGGGUGAAGCUGGAGAACGUCUCCCCCACCUUCGACUGCUCCGCCCUGGACCAGCCCAUCGACCUGUCCAUCCCCAGCAAGAGGCAGCGCAGGGAGGCGGCGAGCGUCGGCGAGAAGAGGGAGAUCAAGACGGAGCAGAGCAGCGUCCUGGAGCAGCAGCUCCCCCUCCCUCCCCUGCACCCUCACCCCCAGCUCGGCUGCUACCAGCUCCCCUCCGGGUCCACGCCUCCCCCCGCCUCCCUCUCCAGCUCGGCUCGAGCCCAGCGCCUCAAACCGCUGCUGCCUAAACCCACCUCCUCCUCCACCUCCUCCUCGCCCUCCACCGGCCACAAGGAGCUGCCUCCUCUGGCCUCCAUCGCUCAGAUCAUCCACUCCGUCUCCGGAGCUCCAGACCUCCUGAAGAGGGAGGCCCCCUCGCUGGAGAGCAAACCCCCGGAGGGAGUCGCCUCCUCCCAGGUCGAUGCAGACGCCUCCGGGGCUUCGGCCGCUGUGGAGGCUCAGAGCGAGGACGUGUCCGAGGCCACGACCAGGAGGAGGUCCAGGAAGAAGCCGGCCGCCUUAGCGGUGAAGGAGAAGGUGGUGAGCGGAGGCAUCGACCUGGAGUCCAGCGGAGAGUUCGCCAGCGUGGAGAAGAUGUUGGCGACGACGGACACCAACAAGUUCAGCACCUACCUGCAGACGGGAGCAGACAUGGGAGGAAAGAGAGAUGGUGAUAGAGGAGGAGGAGCAGGAGGGGAGGAGAAGGAGGGAGGAGCAAGGGAGGAGGUGAAGCCAGUGGCAGCCUCCGCUACGACGCCUCCGUCCAAAGGGAAAAAGAACGCCUACUCCAACUCUGUCCAGAAGAUGACCUGCCCCUUCUGCCCCCGAGUCUUCCCCUGGGCCAGCUCCCUGCAGAGACACAUGCUGACGCACACCGGUCAGAAGCCUUUUCCGUGUCCGAGGUGCGACGCCUUCUUCUCCACCAAGUCCAACUGUGAGCGCCACCUGCUGCGGAAACACGGCGUGACCCACAGGACGCUGCGACGCAACGGCGCCCUCGGCAGGAAGGAAGGAGAUGAAGCCUCACACGAGAGCAACGAGAGCCAAUCAGAGACGGAGCAGGUUGCCUCAGACACACAAGAUGUUGGCGGCUCCGCCUCUGUGGAAUCAGGCCCCACCCCCACUGCAGAUAGCCCCGCCCCCAGUGAAAGCACACAGCCAAGCACCGCCCACAAAGCAAACCAAGGUUGCAGUCCAGCUACUGAAGCUGCAGACCAGCAGGAGGCAGAACCCAUGGAGGAGCCGGACCAGCAGGAGGCGCCAGAGGCCGGAGCCGCUCAGGCCAAACAGCCUCAUCAGGGCAACAAGGUGGAGAACACCGAUGAUGACGACUGCCACAGCAACAAGAGUCUGGACCUAAACUUCGGGAAGAAGCUCAUCGACUUCAAACUCACCACCUCCUCGUCCUCGGGCUCCGGUCACGAGGAGGAAUCGUCCUCCCAGCCCGCGUCCUCCUCCUGCUCCUCGUCUUCUUCGUCUGCUCCUUCCGCCUCCUCCCCCCGCGCGGCCACGGAGAACCCCGAGGACAAGGAGAAGGAGAAGACGUCGUCCUCCUCGUCUUCGUCGGUGAAGCAGCAGCCUGAGUACAAACACGUCUGUCGAGUUUGUAAGAAGAGUUUCCGCUACGCGACGACGCUCGCUCGCCACGAGAGGGCGCACCUCUCGGAGGAGACGCCGACUCCGGCGGCCGCGGACGAGACGUCGCCCGUGAAGAAGGAGGAGGAGGAGGAGGAAGAGGAGGAGGCGACGGAGAACAGAGCAGCCGAGGAGGAGGAGGGAGACGAGAAGGAGGCGGAGAUGGAGGUGGAGGCGAAGGGAGGAGAGAGCGACGGAGGAGAGAGCGGCGGCGAGUCGGAGGAGGAGGAGGAGGAGGAGGAGAAGGAGGAGAGGAGUGACGAGGAGGCGUCAGAACCAAAGAGUCUGGAGGGAGGAGAAGCUUCGGGAGGACGAGUGGACAAGAGGAAGAAGAUCUGCAACGUCUGCGGGAAAAGAUUCUGGUCCCUGCAGGACCUGACCCGACACAUGAGGUCCCACACAGGUGAGCGUCCCUACCAGUGUCAGACCUGUGAGAGGACCUUCACCCUGAAGCACAGCCUGGUCCGACACCAGAGGAUCCACCUGAAGCCUCGCGGCCCGGACGGGUCCUCGGCCGCCAACGACGACGCCAGCGAGGACGGCGACUCGUGCACGCCCACGCCCACCUCCACCUGCCCCCCCUCGGAGAACGAGAGCGAGUGUGGGAGCACCGCCGUGGGGCCCAAGGAGCUGGAGGAGGAGGAGGCCGGCGCCAAGGAGGAAGAGGAGCGGGGGGAGGAGGAGGAGGAGGAGGAGGAGGCGGCGGAGGAGGAGGAGUCGCCCUCGGCCGACGGAGACGCAAAGAAAGCAGAUCCAGAUCUUCCAGGAGCCGAGGAGAAACCCAAACCCUCCGCGGACCUGAAACCAGACUCCUCCAAAGACGCCUCCAGCUCCAGACCGGACCCCCCCCCCGCCGAGGGCUUCAUCCAGGGGCUGCUGGAGAUCCACACUAACAAGCCCCCGCUGGAGCACAUCCUGCCCAACGGAGAGCCCCCCCUGGUGGGGGCGGACUGAGGCCCACGUCACCGCAGUGCCAUAAGACACCAUCGAAGAAGAAGACGAUGAUGACGAUGCAAAAACCAGCUCAGAAACGUUUCUCUGACAGAAAGACGAGAAUCUCUUGAAGUGCCUUACUACUAGUCCAACUUCUAAAACUUCUAAAGAUGUCUUUUGCUAUAUCUUUAUCUGAAUUAUUACGGAGGAUGGAUCUAAUUUUUAUAGCUUUUUAUGAUGACAAUGAAUUUAUUAUUUUUUUUGUGCGGGGAAUCUAUUUCAGCAAUAAAAAAAGAAUAAAGUUACGAUUUAUUAUUGUUCUAGAUUUUGUUUGAGAAUUGAUGAUCAACUCUGAGGACGGCGUGAGGUGGACGGGGGUCGGGACGGACCGUCUCCGUCUCCGUCUCCGUCUCCGUGUCCUCUGUAUUUAAACCACAAGAGGCCGAAGCAGCUUUAGAUUGAAAAGCUAAAACUCGUGGCGGUGGGGACUUUUCUUUCCUUUUCAUCCACCUCUCCCACGUCUCCUUCUUCUUCUCUUUUUUUUUUGUGGAUGUGGGUGAACUCCGAGGAGUCGGCUACUCGGGCCUCCUGGUGCUCGUUUUUGUAACUGGAAAACUCAGACACGCCAGCUCCUCGUCGUCCUCGACGUCGCCCUGACUCCGGGCUCCUGACUCGGCAAAAACGGAAAAAUUAAAAACCCAGAAACAUUCACGGACUGGUCACGUUUCUGUGUGAAGAAGAACUGAAAGGGCAGAAAAUAGUGUUGGUUUCCUCCUUAAUGUUGUUGUUUUUUUAAACCCAUCACACUAUUUAUCCCUUCAUCCCUCAGAGCAGUGAGUUGGUUUGUGUGUUAAUAAUAAUUUCAUAAUCAUUCUCAGUUGAUUCCUUGUGUGUACAGAGAGCUGAACGUGUGACGUCAGGUUGUGUUUUUGUGUUUUUCUGCGUGGGUGCGAUUAUCGGUGUCGGGAGGGGAACUCUUUUUUUUUUCUUCUUUUUAUUUUUUAUUAAUAACUGAACAAAUCAAAACUCUGUUUCUCGUCAUCGUCCGUUUCUCCUCGUCGUCGCCCCCUAGUGUUCCUUUCGGGUUUCUUACAGGGCCUCAGCGCCGAUACUUGACCUGGGUUCAGUUUACCUCAACCUCUGCUUUCUAACUGCAACCGCUCAGAGACGAGCAGCUCUGUAGGCAACUCUUGAAAUCCUGCGUCUUCCUAAACGUGGCACGGCUAGCAGGCUAGCAGGCUAGCUAGCGGCUAGCAGCUAGCAGCUAGCUGAGGCCGACUUAACUGAUGUGCACAACCACUCAAACAGAGCUAAACAACUCAGCAACAGCAAGAGGAUGUAGCAGAAGCAGCGGCUCCUCCGUACAGUAUUAUCCGCUUCGGGAAUUCGGCCUUAGAGACAAUCACUAAUAAUAAUGAUGAUGACUCCAGUAAAGUGGAAUAAUUAAUGCGCUAACCCUCGGCUGUAUGAGAAGGGAGGGAGGGAUGAAUGGGAGGACAAAUGGAGCCCAGCAUCCAGACCCAGAACCAGAUCCAGAUCCAGAACCAGAACCAGGGAGAGGGUGUUGUUGGGUUUUGUGUGUGUGGGGAUGUGUUUUUCUUUUUUUUUUUUUUCGUGUGAAGAUGAGCUCAUUUCUUCCUCUUGUGCGUCUCUGAUUUAUCAUUUUUAUUAUUAAAUAUAAACUUAAAUAUAUGAAACAACCUCAUAAGCAAACGGAACCUCAGCAGCUCACGACAGAACUGAAGGCAGCGACAGUCGGUGAAAGUUAAGACAAAUGAUACGAGCUCUGACUGAUCUCUGCUCUGAACUGGCACUAACGACUUCCUAACUACUACUACUACUACUACUACUACUACUACUACUCUUUGUACUACUACCAUUGAGACACAAUCAAGAGAAAGAGGGUCAGGUUGCUCGGGUUUGUCAUGAAACCGUUUGAUUAGAAAGAAGCGGCUCAGGAUUAAAGGACGGAAAUAGUUGUUUUCAAACUAAAUUAUUCGCCUUCAGUGAUAAAUUCAGCAUCUUUUCAUUUUCUAGCGUCUCCUGCAGCUUAAAGACGGAUCCAAGCUAACGAAACAAAUCUGUUCAUUAUUCUCUCCAGGUCCUUUCUUUUAUUACCCCCCCCCCGUCUCUGUGCACCCUCUCUCUGGGGACUUUGUGUUCACGUUUGUGUGUUUGUGUUUGUGUGCGCGGCCAUAUGAAUACUGGACUUCCAUUCGAAUGCACGUGGACUGUUUUUAAAUGUAUUUAUUUGGAGCCCAGGCGAGUGCGAGCUGGUUUUUUUGUGUGUGUGUGUGUGUGUGUGCGAGUUGUUCUGCGAUGACUUGAGAAGAAGCCAUGUAUUAAAAUAUAAAAUAUAUCACGUUGAUGCUGCCGAACUGUUUCUUUUUUGUUUUUUUUGUUGAGGAACUGGUUUGUGUUGUGGACUCGCCGGCCGUACGGACGCCGCUCAGCCGGCUGCAAAUCGGACUAGCAAUAAAAAAAAAAUCCCUCUGAAUCCAAAAAAAAAAAAGCUUUAUGUAGAUGUCCUGUUUCUGAACCGAGACCAGAACGUCUGCGUCUGAUGGUUUAUUUUUUAGUUUGGCUGAGAAUUUCUUUCUUUUUUUUUUUUUUUUUGGAUGUUUUAUUUUUUUUUCUCUAUGACAUAUAAAUGCGUAUAAAACUGUGAAAAUCCAUUGUGUUCAGUUAAGGGGUGAGUUUUAGGUUUAGUUUAAUUUUUUUUUUGCAUGUUAAUCUAAUUUGUUCAAUUAUGGAUGAUUUCUUCUUUCUCCAUCACUUCCUGUGCUACAGUAUAUAUAUAAAUAUAAAAGUAUAUAUAUAUAAUCUCGCUCUCAGGGUCUUUCACCGAUUCAUUAUACAAAGUCUUCAUGUUCUUAUUUCCUGAGUUGCAUCUGAUUGUCUCUCUCUCUCUUUUUAUUUUUUUUUAUUUUUAAUAAUUAUGAUCCAGAUCUGUCAAUCACUACAUUUAGCACUUGACUGUGAACUAGUCAUCACCAAACAGAAAGUGUGGUUGGAUUUUUGGUUUUUAUUUAAGCCAGAUUUCAUUGACAUUUUUGCUUCUGUUCCCUCUCUCUUCUCUCUCUUUAUUUACUUUUUUUUUGUUUUUUUGUUUAAGUCUGUUUUCUUGUUCUCGGGUUAAACUCUCCUGUCUAACUUUAUUGUCCCUGUCGGAGGCGAACGGGAACUUUAAACACAUGCUGGACCUCAAUCAGAAAGCAUUAACACACAAUCGUCUGCAGAACUUUUGAUUUCCCCUCCUCGCCUCAUCCUCCCUGUGCUGUUAGUAAUAAAACAUGACAGUGUUUCACCAAGUCAAGAUGUAAAACUGUUCUGUAUUCAACCCAAUAAAAAAAAGCAAUAAAGAUUAUAUUAAGGAAAGGUGUGUGAAUCAAA
This is a messenger RNA of Mugil cephalus (flathead mullet), 9797 nucleotides long. RefSeq names its product ras responsive element binding protein 1a (gene rreb1a). The record is from RefSeq and is a predicted model, not a curated record. Lineage: Eukaryota; Metazoa; Chordata; Actinopteri; Mugiliformes; Mugilidae. Gene Ontology annotation, biological process: regulation of transcription by RNA polymerase II. Gene Ontology annotation, cellular component: nucleus. The transcript is spliced from 20 exons. Gene Ontology annotation, molecular function: DNA-binding transcription activator activity, RNA polymerase II-specific; RNA polymerase II cis-regulatory region sequence-specific DNA binding. Bases 816 to 6425 code for a protein of 1869 amino acids.